GAUUCAUUACAAUAUUUAUACAACUAUACCCUGCACAACUUCAUCACAAAACCAAAAACAAUCAAUCAUUUAGCCUUGAUGAUGGUUCCCACAAUAUUUUGUAUCCUUCCCUUCUUAUAUCUUUUCAUAGUUAUAACUUUUGCUUCCACUGAGGAAGCAACUGCUCUUCUUAAAUGGAAAGCAACAUUCCUAAACCAGAACAAUUCCUUACAGGCUUCAUGGACACUAAGUAGUCCUGCUGGUACCAAGAAUUCUUCCAGAAUUGAAGCGACGAGUUCUGAUGCAUGCAGGGGCUGGUAUGGAGUUGUAUGCGUUAAUGGUCGGGUUAACAGGUUGAAUAUUACAAAUGCUAGUGUCAUUGGCACACUGUAUGAUUUUCCAUUUUCAUCACUCCCUUUUCUUGAAUAUGUUGAUCUUAGUAUGAACCAGCUCUCUGGCACCAUCCCACCUGAAAUUGGUAAGCUCGCUAAUCUUGUCUACCUUGACUUGUCUGUCAAUCAUAUUUCGGGCACAAUCCCACCACAAAUCAGUUCACUAACAAAGCUUGAGACCCUCCACAUCUUUGGCAACCAAUUAAAUGGUUCCAUUCCGAGGGAAAUAGGUCGCCUAAGGUCUCUUACUGAUCUAGCUUUGAGUUCUAACUUUCUUAGUGGUUCAAUUCCUGCUUCAUUGGGGAAUUUGAACAAUUUGUCUUUUUUGUAUCUUUAUAAUAAUAAGCUUUCUGGCUCCAUUCCUUCAGAAAUAGGAAAACUUGUCAAUCUUGUUGAAGCUUAUAUUAGUAGAAAUCAAUUAACAGGUCAUAUUCCUCCAGAAAUAGGUAACUUGAUCAAUGCAAAAUUGUUCUAUGCUUUCUACAAUAACUUGUCUGGUCCUAUUCCUGAUGAAAUAGGGAAAAUGAAGUCACUUGAGUACUUAAGCUUCCAGACAAACAAUCUCUCCGGUCCAAUUCCCAAAACAACAGGUGACUUAACUGAGCUCAAACUCUUGCACCUUUAUUCCAACGAACUUUCUGGUCCCAUUCCUAGUGAGUUGGGGAAACUGAAAAAAUUGAAUGAUCUGCAAUUAUCCAAUAAUCAACUUACCGGUCCUAUUCCUGGUUCAUUUGGCAAUUUGAGAAACUUGCAAUUUCUGUAUCUCCGUGCCAACAAACUUUCUGGUUCUAUUCCAAAAGAACUUGCAUAUUUGGAUAACUUGGUUAUUAUGCAAAUGGAUGAAAAUCAGUUUUCAGGCCAUUUGCCUGAGCAUCUUUGCCAAGGUGGGAAACUUGAGAACUUCACGGUGAAUAGUAACAAACUGACAGGGCCAAUACCAAGAAGCUUUAGCAAGUGCUCGAGUUUCAAAAGAGUUCGCUUGGAUAACAACAGUUUUACUGGGAAUUUAUCUGAAGCUUUUGGCAUCCAUCCACACCUUUACUUCAUUAAUUUGAGUGAAAAUGAUUUUCAUGGUGAACUCAGCAGCAACUGGGGGAAAUGCAAGAGUUUGACUGAUUUGCGGGUAGCCAGAAAUAACAUUAGUGGUAGCAUACCACCAGAGAUUGGAAACCUCAAAGGGCUUCAAGGACUUGAUCUUUCAUCCAAUCAUUUGGUUGGACAGAUACCUAGGGAAUUAGGAAAAUUGACCUCUCUGGUUAAGCUUUCUGUACAAAACAACAAUAUUUCUGGCAAUAUUCCUAUAGAACUUGGGUCACUGACAAAGUUAGAGUCCCUAGAUCUGUCAAACAAUAAAUUGAAUGGGUCGAUCCCAACGUUUAUAGGAGAUUACCAGCACCUAUUUCACUUGAACCUGAGUUGUAACAAGUUUGGGCAGAAAAUUCCAAAGGAGAUAGGGAGGAUAACUCAUCUUAGUGUACUUGAUUUGAGCCAUAAUCUUCUUGAUGGAGAAAUACCUGCUCAGUUAGCUAGUUUGCUGGACUUGGCGAACUUCAAUCUUUCCCACAACAGCCUUUCUGGGCGCAUUCCUGAAGAAUUUGAAAGUUUGACCGGUUUGCAGGAUGUUAUCUUGUCAUACAAUGAGUUGGAAGGUCCAAUCCCUAAUAAUAAAGCUUUCAUGAAUGCCUCAUUAGAAGGUAAUAAAGGUCUUUGUGGUAAUGUGACUGGAUUCCAACCUUGCAAAAGGCCAUCUUCUAUUGUGAAGAAGCACUCAAUGGCGAAGGGACUUAAACUCAUCCUCAUCACUGUACUUCCUGUUAUGGGAGCACUAGUACUACUCUGUGCUUUCAUUGGUGUUCUCUUUAUGUGUAAUAAAAGAAGGAGAGUUAGAGACGUUGAAAGAAGGGAUUCCAGUGAUGAUGUUGAUGGUUUGAUUUCCAUAUCCACAUUAAAUGGAAAUGCAUUGUACUGGGAUAUCAUAAAAGCCACAAAGGAGUUUGAUGCAAUGUUUUGCAUCGGAAAAGGAGGAUCUGGAAGCGUUUACAAGGUAAAGCUUCCAACGCUUGAGAAUGUAGCUGUGAAGAGACUUCAUUCUUCAUUUGAGGUUACCCAUCGCAAAAGCUUCAUGAAUGAGAUAAGGUCAUUGACAAGGAUCAAGCAUCGCAACAUUGUGAAACUCUAUGCCUUCUGUUCAAAUGCACAACACUCAUUCUUGGUUUACGAGUACAUGGAGAAGGGUAGCUUGUCUAGUAUUUUGAGCAGUGAAGUAGAGUCCAAGAAAUUGGAUUGGCUUACAAGGGUGAAUGCCAUCAAAGGUGUUGCUUAUGCUUUAUCUUACAUGCACCAUGAUUACUCACCCGCGAUUGUUCAUCGAGACAUAUCAAGCAGUAAUGUUUUGCUUGAUUCCGAGUAUGAAGCACGUGUUUCAGAUUUUGGCAUAGCUAAGAUUCUUAAGCCAGACUCAUCCAAUUGUACUGCACUUGCAGGCACAUAUGGCUAUGUAGCACCAGAGCUUGCCUAUACAAUGAAGGUGACGGAAAUGUGUGACGUCUAUAGCUUUGGAGUAUUAGCAUUGGGGGUAAUCAAAGGAAAGCAUCUUGGGGAUUAUAUUACUGUGCUAGCAAAUUCAUCGUCUAGAGAUCAUGUGCAGCUUAGCGAUUUGCUAGAUGAACGCCUUCCAUAUCCUGAAGAUAGCGUAAAGAGUUGGUUUUAUCAUCAAGCUAGCAAGCUCAUGUUUGCUUGA
Solanum tuberosum (potato) is the source of this 3111-nucleotide messenger RNA. RefSeq names its product probable LRR receptor-like serine/threonine-protein kinase At4g08850. Bases 79 to 3111 code for a protein of 1010 amino acids. Lineage: Eukaryota; Viridiplantae; Streptophyta; Magnoliopsida; Solanales; Solanaceae. Gene Ontology annotation, molecular function: protein binding; protein kinase activity; ATP binding. Gene Ontology annotation, biological process: protein phosphorylation. The record is from RefSeq and is a predicted model, not a curated record. The transcript is spliced from 2 exons.